This is a messenger RNA of Amaranthus tricolor (Joseph's coat), 558 nucleotides long. RefSeq lists its product as uncharacterized. The transcript is spliced from 2 exons. The record is from RefSeq and is a predicted model, not a curated record. Lineage: Eukaryota; Viridiplantae; Streptophyta; Magnoliopsida; Caryophyllales; Amaranthaceae. The coding region runs from base 1 to 558 and encodes 185 amino acids.
AUGGCUAUUGUGGGUUCAACACUGCUGGUGGAUAAGACUAGAGUUGGGAUGCGACCUCACCUUAUACCUACGAUGAAUGUUGAUCAGGAUGAGAUUACUUGGGGUGCAGUGACUCUGGCGUAUUUGUAUUGGCAACUAGGUAUGGCGUCUAGGGCUGGGUGCAAGACUAUUGCUGGUUGUCUUACAUUGUUACAGACAUGGAUUUACGAGUACUUCCCUGCCUUCCACCCCCAUCCUCGUCAUGCUGAUGUGCUUAAUAAGACGAGGGCGGAGAUGUGGUCCACACAGAAGCCAGUUCGUGAGCUCAGUAGGCUAAGAGACUUCAGUGGAAUGUCUCCUAGGGCAUUAUUAAAUGAGCACCCAUGCAUUGCCUUUAUCGGGGGUAUCACUUGUUUUGAUAUUGUCAAGGUGAAUUUGUCUGAGAGGACAGUCAGACAGCUGGAUUUUGUACAGGCUAUUCCCCCCUCCUAUGAGACCUACCCAAGCUACGCGACCGGCACAGGGUACCUAUUCCGUGACCUUUGCUUCUCCGUCUAUUCACACGGAAGCAUGGAGUAG